AUGAGCUCGACGAGCCGUCCGUCGAGUGGGAGCAACAGCGGUGCCGCCGGUGGUGGUGCUGGAAGUGGAGGAGGUGGAGGAGGAUCCGGUGGUGGUGGAGGCGGUGGAAUCCGAGGAUUCUUCUCGAAACUGAGGAAACCGUCCGAUCAGGUCAAUGGGUCACAGAUCCCAUACAGUCUGGAAACCAGUAGUUUUGAAAUGUCUCGUUCUCCGUUCAUGACAUCUCCAUGA
Molecule: messenger RNA, 231 nt
Organism: Caenorhabditis remanei
Lineage: Eukaryota; Metazoa; Nematoda; Chromadorea; Rhabditida; Rhabditidae
Exons: 2
Coding region: 1-231 (76 amino acids)
Source: RefSeq, a predicted model, not a curated record